This is a messenger RNA of Choloepus didactylus (southern two-toed sloth), 1707 nucleotides long. RefSeq names its product E3 ubiquitin-protein ligase RNF168-like. Gene Ontology annotation, molecular function: metal ion binding; ubiquitin-protein transferase activity; nucleosome binding. NCBI's taxonomy places the organism in Eukaryota, Metazoa, Chordata, Mammalia, Pilosa, Megalonychidae. Bases 1 to 1047 code for a protein of 348 amino acids. The transcript has a single exon. Gene Ontology annotation, biological process: double-strand break repair. Gene Ontology annotation, cellular component: site of double-strand break; nucleus. The record is from RefSeq and is a predicted model, not a curated record.
AUGGCUGUGCCUAAAGACCCCAUCCCUACCUUGUCGGAAUGCCAGUGUCAGAUCUGUGUGGAAAUUCUAAUCGAGCCCGUAACCCUCCCUUGUAACCACAUGCUUUGUAAUCCAUGCUUCCAAUCGACUGUUGACACAGAAAUUGAGGAUAUGCCAACACUUUCUCCACAGAUGUGCCUUGGAAUUCAAGAACAAGGUGCAAAAUCUUUGAUAGAAUCACCUAUGCCUCAAUUAAGUGCCUAUGGUGCAGAGUGCCUAUGCCUUGAAGGAGAAGUCAAAAUAAGACCAAGCAAUCAUGAUAAAGAGUUAUGUGUUGUAAAUCACGAGAGACCUAAAACCAGAGUUCCCUACUCUGUAGAAGCUGCAGUUAAAUCUUGUAAAAUAACAAAUGGGUGCAGUAUGUCUGGUAUGACACAGAUAAUUGGGAACAACACCCUUGAGCCAAAAAAUGAAGAGACUAGCCUACUGAUCAGUAAUGAUAUUACCAAAAGAAAACCCCAGGAAUCUUCUUUGGAAGCAGUAAGGGAUUCAUGCUUUUCUUCAAAAAGAAGAAAAAUAUUCCCCAAAGCUUCCUCAGACCAAGAGAAAAGAGAAACCAACUUAACCGAAAAGCUGAUGGAAUUGGAGCAUCUGCUUUUUGAGAGACAUAAACAAGAAGAACAGGACAGGUUAUUAGCAUUACAACUUCAGGAGGAAGUGGAUAAAGCACAAAUGAAGCCAAAUCGGCAAAAAGGAUCCCCAGAUGAAUAUCAGUUAUGUGCUACAUCCUCUUCUCCAGACAAAUUGGUAAAUGGACAGAGAAAGAAUUCCAAAGAUAGGAAUUUCAAAAGACAGACUGAUACACAGCAUUUGAAACCUUGGAGAGGCUCAAGAGAUGAAAAGUGGCAGCCUUUUAAGGUCCAGUUGAAGCAUUCAGUUACUGUUAAUGGAAGAAGGAUGCCAAAUUCUACUAAAGAUAAUUGUAAUGUAUCUAAAGGUGCUCAUUCCCUACAGCCUAGUAGUUCACAGAAAAGUAUUUUUCAGAUGUUUCAGAGAUACACAAAGUAAUGCAUGGGUAAAGGAAUGCUUUGUAAUCUAGUAAAGCUGGAUUGUGAAGAUGUCUUUCUAUUAUAGCAUCUUUGUAGAAAAAUUUUGUGGCUAUGCUCUGUGGUUACCCCCAUUCUUAAUUAAAGGAUUGCGUGAUUAUAAGGGAAGGAUAUACAGGUGUAUUUCUGCAAAACUUAGUGAUUAGCAAGAGUCCCAAUCCUUUCCAUUGUUAAUAAUUAUGAUGUACUAAGGUUGACAGUCCUUAUGGAUAUAAAAAUACCUUUGCCAACUCCAAGAAAUUUUCAAAUAUUAUUCUUUUUCCAAAACCAUGCAUGUUUGAAGACCUCUGCUCACCUUUUGUCAUGACUGGUAAUCGAAGCAAGAUUGUGCUGUGUAGUUAAGGAACCCAUACAAUGUUUAAAAACUAAGUUUUCUUACAACUUCCAAAACACUAAUGUAAUCUAAUUUUCAUGUCCACUGUAAAUUUUAAGCAUUUUCUUUGAUUUUAGAAUGGGAUAGUAUCAGUGUCAAAACAGAAAAUCAGAGUUUUCUGGUCAGUUGGAAAUUAGUUGAAGAAAGGAAACCAGGCUCUUGAUACAAAGGGAGUUAAGAGUCGACAUGAGGCUGAGUGGGAUAAAUUAACAAUUUUGGAGCACUGGAACUGAAUGGUUGAUAAGGGCU